Molecule: messenger RNA, 913 nt
Organism: Clunio marinus
Lineage: Eukaryota; Metazoa; Arthropoda; Insecta; Diptera; Chironomidae
Source: the annotation of a GenBank genome assembly
AGGACUGUUCAGAAAAACUUCAAUUCAUUUCAACCUUUAAUAUUUUAUUUUGAUCUUAUUUUAAUCGAAAUGGAAUCUAAUCAAACGACUGGAUCAAUAGAAAGUUCAGAUAGUCAGAGAGUUAGUACAGGCCCACAAGAACAUAUGGACGAUGAAGAAAUUGAAAAUGAACCAACAUUAACGCUUGAUCAAUCUACCCUACAAAUUAUACCAUCACACCUACGGAAAUUGUUAAUACAAUUAAAGGGAGCAACUCCCACACAAUAUAAUGUGAUGAAUUGUCUUGUUGUUGCUUUGGCUUUGGAAACUGGCUUCAUUGGUGAUUGGUGCUAUUGUGAUGAUGUCUUAAAAAAUUAUGCACUCAACUGGAGUUAUUCUUUUGAUCGGCGACUUAUACUUGACGUUGCAAAUUUACCAAUAGAUUUUUCAAAUAACAACACAUCAAAGAUUCUAAAAUUUAAAUUUAGUAUAAGUCCGAAUAACGAAAUUGUAGUUUUAAGUGUAGAUUCUGGUGAUUUGCUUAUAUUAUCUGCUUAUUUGAAUGACAAUCGUACUUUGAAAUCAACAAGUUGCCUUGCUUUACCUGUCUCACGAUAUGUUAUUAAGGCUAUUAAUUUGAACAAUUUACCGAGCAUAUUCCGUAAUUUAAAAGAGUUAUCGAUUAUGCUAAAAAAUAAUUUAUUUUUACCACUGCGUAAUAAGAUAUAUUCAGAAUUGACAUUGAAAUUCCCAAAUCCAUCUCUUGUUGGAACUUCGGAAUUUAUUUUGCCCAUAAUAAUACGUUAUUUAAACAAAAAAGAUCUUGUUGCUUUGGGAAGUACUUGUAAAACUAUUCAUAAUGUAAUUUCUUUUUAUAAAUCUAAUAAGAAAGAAACAUGAAAUAAAUAUUUGAUAUUUAUAGAAAAUUACAGAA